AUGACUUUGCUGAGGCGUCGAGAAAUUGCAGAAUUCGUUAGCGGGGCAAUGGCUGGUGCUAUGACUAAAGCCGUUCUUGCUCCUCUAGAAACUAUCAGGACAAGAAUGGUUGUCGGUGUAGGGUCAAAACAGAUUUUCGGCAGUUUCAUGGAGAUCAUGGAACACAAUGGCUGGCAAGGACUUUGGGCAGGCAAUACAAUUAACAUAAUCCGCAUUAUUCCUACUCAAGCAAUUGAGCUCGGCACGUUCGAGUGCGUCAAACGGAGCAUGACGUCGGCACAAGAGAGGUGGAAAGAGGAUGGGUGCCCAAAGAUACAGCUCGGUGGUUUGACGAUCGAGCUACCUCUUCACCUACUAUCUCCAAUCGCCAUUGGAGGCGCGGCAGCUGGAAUAGUCAGCACUUUAGUGUGCCACCCCCUUGAGGUUCUCAAGGAUCGCCUGACUGUUAACCACGAGGCGUAUCCCAGUAGCAUCGCCCUUGCGUUCAACAAGAUCUACAGAACGGAAGGCGUCGGCGGUCUCUAUGCUGGCCUGUGCCCGACGCUGGUCGGCAUGCUCCCUUACAGCACAUGCUACUACUUCAUGUACGAGACGAUCAAGACGUCUUACUGCCGUGCACAUAAGAAGAAGUCGUUGAGCCGCCCCGAGCUGCUGGUCAUCGGAGCUCUUUCAGGUCUGACGGCGAGCACGAUCAGCUUCCCUCUGGAAGUGGCGAGGAAGCGGCUGAUGGUCGGAGCCCUGCGAGGGAGAUGCCCGCCCAACAUGGUCGCGGCCUUGGCCGAGGUGGUCAAGGAGGAGGGCCUCAAGGGGCUGUUCCGCGGGUGGGCGGCGAGCUCCCUCAAGGUCAUGCCCACGUCCGGCGUCACCUGGGUGUUCUACGAGGCAUGCAAGGACAUCCUUCUGGCUCCACACCUAGCCUAG
Messenger RNA from Triticum turgidum subsp. durum (durum wheat), 921 nucleotides. The record is from the annotation of a GenBank genome assembly. Lineage: Eukaryota; Viridiplantae; Streptophyta; Magnoliopsida; Poales; Poaceae.